GUCGGACCUAAGUGAAAAUAAAAAGAAUCUGAAUAAAUAAAACAGGAGGAAAAAAAACGGAGACAAGGAGGCGUCGGACUGAUAUGUACCUUUCCCGUCCGUAAGACCCGCUCCCCUCCUCCUCCUCAGUGAUGAGGAAGAUGGCAAACCUCAAGGUGGUGUUUUUUUUUGUGUCAUCCACCUCAAUAAUCCCACUGGGCCGGGCUUCCAGUAGGGGAAACACAGUAGGCAGCUGGAAACACAGUGAAGAUGUUUGUGUAGAUGUUUUAUUUUUUUGUCAUUUUACUUCAUUGUCCUUUUUUAGUAUACUUGUGUAGUUGUAGUGAGGAUUUGUGUUUGUGUGUACAGUAUGUUUGUGUUACCUGAAGAUCUUCAUCACUGUCAGAUGAAGAGGGCGACGAAGAAUCAGAGUCUGAGCUCAGCUGCAGAAAGAGAGCGAGGGAGAUGUUUAGCUUUCAGCUGCACUGUAAAAACACUGUGUUGUGUGUGCGGGCGGGCGGGCGUGCGUGCGUGCGUGCGUGCGUGCAUGCAUGAGUGCAUUCAUGUAUGUUUGUGGUAUGCGUCUAAAUCGGUGUGUUGAAUGUCGAACACUGUUUACCCACCAACCACAAGUUUAAAAUAGACGUCUGUCCUCAGCACAGACUGUGAAUAGACAUGGAUGACAUGACGGCUCCCGUGGAGCCAAAUCAUCUGCAUCGCCCCCUGGUGGCUGGCGGCAGUAUAUGUCAUAAACCCCACCCCUCCAUGUCACAGAUUGUCUUUAUAUACAGUCACUGAUCGUCUUUAUGUACACUCAUUGAUUAUGUUAAUGUACAUUCAUUGAUUAUGUUUGUACACAGUCAUUGAUAAUGAUUAUACACAGUCUUACUGGUGCUGUAGAAGCCACAUCGAUCAUCAGACAGAGCAGGAACACUGAGCUCAGCAUCUUCUACAGUUGAAUUGAUCAGUAAAAUAAGAAAAACAAAAUCGCACGAAAAUGAAAAUCCGAUCACAGUAUUUCAUUGUUGAUUAGUUUAUCAUCCAUUGACUGAGUAUGAAUUAGACAUUGGCAGAGAAGGAUCAGAACACUGAUCAGUCUAUCAUUUUACAACAGCAGGACAUUAUUCAGCUGACUUCUGAUCAAUAAGUCAACACUGAUCAGAGUCUCUGGACUUCAGUCUCAUCAAUCAAACCGUUUCCUAUUAAUAAUCAAUUAUUAAUCACUUUGAGUUCUGUAAGAUUGAGUAAAAAGAAGAAGUUGAAGAUCUAUGGGAUCAGUUAGCAUGCUGCACUUACUUAACGAACCUGUUCCUGAUUACUUGAUUGGUUGUCACCUGGUGGGAGGAGCCAGAGGGAGACGUACCGCCGCACAGUGUGAAGAAGAACAAGUCCAGACGAGAAAUGUCCAGAAACAAAGAGCUUCUUCACCUCUGUGUCCGCGUCACCUCGCGGAGCUGCGGGCCACGCCCACAUUCUCCCGCCCUCCAAUCAAAGCACAGAAUAUUUAAGGAGUUCUGCCGGACGACGGAAAAAUGUUAAUGUUUAGGUUUGUGGCGAAAUUACAGGCUGAAAGUGAUGUGGUCACACACACACGCACGCACGCACGCACGCACACACACACACUUCCUGCCACCUCCACAGACACACUGCUUGGCAAGAAGUAUGUGCAUACUUUGAUUGUGUUGAGGGCGCGCACACACACACACACACACACACACACUGAAACACAAACUGACUCUGGGUCAGUGAGAGUUCCCAGCAUGCAUCAGGUGGGUUUAAGAAGCGAUCAAUGGCCAUCGGAGAACAACUAUAGAUCAUUUUAUCUCAUGUAGACACUGCAUUUGUGCCCCAAAUCAGGGGCUGCAUCCUCGGCCGUCAAAUUUCGCAUCCUCCUUCUAACAUGGCCAAAAAAGUGUAUCCCUCCAAAAUCCCAAUCCAUGAAAGCUCCAACAGGCGGAUUCUGCUCUGGCGUACCUUUCCCAGCAUUCAUUGCGAGCCACUGAUGCCGCUAACGAGAUAGCGUUGCGUGCGUGCUGAGUGCAGCAGCUCAAAGUAACUAUGGUGAUGCAACGGGACACAACAGGUGAGCGCAGGACAAACUGACGACACGAAUGGGAGAUCUUGGCCUCAGUCUGCGAAGGUCGAAAGGACCCGGUCCUCUGAAGGACGUGGCACCCAAUCGCAACGCAGCUCACGUUUGUUCGCGUCACCUGCCUCGGCGCUUUCUUUCUUUCCUGUGAUGUCACACAAUCGCUGCCGGAGACGGCCGGCAGCGGGUGUUCGGGGUCAACAUGUCGUGGUGUCCUGUCUCUUGAUGACACCGUGUGAACACGUCACUCUGGAGGUCCAUGAAAACUUAAGGAUGAGGAAAAUUGUCGAUUCAGACUAUUAUUCCAACACAUCUUAUGUUAAUGUUCAAGGGCCUGAUAUGUGAUAUGCUCAGUGCAUGAUGGGAGUUCCCCGUCUAUUUUUGAAUAUAUAAUCUGAAGUGUCUCUCUCCACCAAGAGAAAUUUAACCUCUGGUCACUGCGCUGGUUGUUGUUCUGUCUCACACACUGACUCACUACUCCUAAUUUUGGCGGUUACAGCAGAAAGACGCUGUCAGAUGAGUUACAAAACGUUCUCUUCACUUCCUGUCAGCUGAACCGCCACCACUUACAGCAGGAGCGUUCAGAAUCAGAUGCAGCUGUCUGGUCUAUUUUUUUGAACAUAAACUCAUGGACGUGUUUUGCCAAGUCUUCCUAAGACGCACAGUAAAUCCUUUAAUCCUAAAAUACUCUGAUGUUCUUCAGGUGGUGAUCGACUGACUUAAAAAUCACGUUGAAGUUCAGGAGGACGAUCAGGACGUGGGACAAGGUCGGUGAACUCCUGCCAGUUUGAACUCAGCUCAACUGGUGAGGCCUGAGAACAACCCACUACGUCUCGGUGCAGAUGCAGAUUCAAGGGGCGGAUACAGGAUGCUUUCGCUUUGACCUUCUUUAGCCAUAACGCUUCUCAACGGGGGCGGUACCGCACCCCAGGGGCCGUUCAGAGGAUGGGGGGGGGGUCGCUGGAAACAAUAGGUGGCCUUGUUUUAAGGCGACUUUACACUAAAGAUUCACCACAAUACAAGUUAACACUUUAAAUCACUUGCAAGGGAACAGUGGUCUGCAUCAUGAAGACGCGCCAUGGGUCAUCGGAACCUCUCCUCUUCUGCGUCUGUCUGCUUCGUGUGGCGCAGCUCCGUGAUGCGUUCACGGCGACGGGACAUCGGAGUUUCUGUUUCUAGGAACUCCGCACUGCAGCGUUAUAACGCGGUCUCGUCGUGAACUUGAAGUCUUCCCGAGAACAUUGUCGUCGUGUGAAAGUCACCUCGCUGGAGGCUAAAUACAAGUCUCCGAUUGGCUGCUGUUUGUGAUACCUAAGGUGAAUCAUGUCCUCGGGUUCCUGGGGGACGUUUCUGCGCCGGUUAGCCCUCGGCUGCUUUCUGCUGGCCACAUCUCUGCUCCUUUUCUUCACAUACUUCAAAGAGAAGGUUUCCUUCUUCUCCGUGGAGGCAUGUCGCACAGCUGUGUGUCCAGAGGACGCACCGACCCGGGACUCAAACCCAAACCAAUUCUCCGUGCAGCAGGACCAGGCUCCAUGCCAGGAUGCCGACACCGUCCUGUUGAUCUGGACGUGGCCGUUUGGCCUCAAGUUUGAUCUCGGCUGCAGCGCAUUCAACGUCACCAGAUGCCGCCUGACGGACGACAGGUCUCUGUACCACAAAGCCCACGGCAUUCUCUUCCACCACAGGGACAUUCCUAGAAACCUCGCGGGCUUCCCAAGAGAGCCACGCCCCUGCUACCAGAAGUGGGUGUGGUCAAACAUGGAGUCGCCUGCGAACUCCGCUCCGAUCGCCGCACUUGAUCACUUGUUCAACCUGACGUGCAGUUAUCGCCUGGAUUCAGACGUUCCCGUCCCUUAUGGGUACCUCGUGCCUCUGACGUCUGAGGACGAGAGGUUCAAACUGCCGGAGAAGACACAGCUGGUGUGCUGGGUCGUGAGCAACUGGAACUCGCGUCACCGACGGGUUCAGUUCUACCAGGAACUGAAGAAACACGUCCCCGUCAGUGCUUACGGGAGCACCUUCCACCGUUCCUUGAGUGACGGAGAGUAUGUGAAGGUGGUAUCCAGCUGUAAGUUCUACCUGUCCUUUGAAAACUCUGAGGCCAGAGACUACAUCACGGAGAAGUUCUACCGGCCCAUGAUGUUGGGAAGCGUCCCAGUGGCUCUGGGCCCCCCCAGACAGAACUAUGAGGACCACGUCCCCGCUGACUCUUUCAUUCAUGUAGACGACUUCCCCUCUCCGAAGGCGCUGGCAGAGAGGCUCCUGCAGCUCGACCAGGACGCCGCCGAAUACACAAGAUUCUUCAACUGGACAAACAGAUUCAGAGUUCACAAAUCCUGGUUCGGCAAAGAACAUGCCUGCAAAACCUGUGGUUACCUGCAAACUAACCGAGGACGUCACGUGACUCCUCACCUUAACAAAUGGUACUGGGGUUAAAAUGAGUCCGUGACAACUGCCCCUGUUUUCUACGGACAUGAAGAACCAGAGAGGUGCCUUGAUCAGAUUCUACAAGCUUCAUUUUCCUUCUUCAUCGAGGAGGGAGAGAGGACGGGAACAUGAUGAACAGAAACAUGAUGGACGGGAAAAUGAUGGACUGAAACUUGAUGGACUGAAACAUGAUGGACUGAAACAUGAUGGACUGAAACAUGUUGGACGGAAACAUGAUGGACUGACACAUGAUGAACAGAAACAUGAUGGACGGGAAAAUGAUGGACUGAAACAUGAUGGACUGACACAUGAUGGACAACAAUGGACGGGAAAAUGAUGGACAGAAACAUGAUGGACAGAAACAUGAUGGACAGAAACAUGAUGGAAUGACACAUGAUGGACAGAAACAUGAUGGACAGAAACAUGAUGGACGGGAACAUGAUGGAUGGGAACAUGAUGGACAGAAACGUGUGACGUCAUCUGCGCCAUAGUGAAUUGUGGAGUGGAGCCACAGUAUUGAUGUCCCGCCCACACACUUGCUCGGCCAAUCAUGUGUUGGUGUCAGUUGUCGAUCAUGAAUCAAUGGUUGAUGUUUGUGAUGAACAUUUAAUCAAGAGUCCACAAUCCCAAUCAUUGAUUGAUUGAUUGAUCGAUUGAUUGCCCAUCUGUCUGUUGAUCAGGCUGUGAUGUGGUCUCUGUCCAGCAGAGGGCGCCGUCUCCUCACCAACCUCUUGUCCAGGUCAACCUCCUUCCUUCCUUCUCUGUCACGUCAUGUGAAACACACAGAAACAUGUUCAGCACUAACAUCUGGUGUGUGUCUGUGUGUGUGUGUGUGUGUGUGUGUGUGUGUAUCUGCGUCUCUGCGGGUGUAAUUUAAUUUAGCUGCUGUGAAUUUCAUGCUUCAUCAACACACACACACACACACACAAAAACUGCCUUCACGUCUGUUGGAAACAUCAUGAGAGAGAGAGAGAGAGAGAGAGAGAGAGAGAGAGAGAGAGAGAGAGAGAGAGAGAGAGAGAGAGAGAGAGAGAGAAAGUGUGUGUGUGUGUGUGUGUGUGUGUGUUUAGAAUCAGCCGAUCUCAGCAUGAAGGUGAUAAUGUCAGUUCUCAUCAGAUCAUAUUUAAUAUAUUUCUAAUUGAAAAGUGCUAAUUCAAAGUGUCACUCUGGCGCUCUGAGGCCUCUGGUAACCUUGCGUUUGACCUCUGGGUCAAAGGUCCCCUGAUGUUUGCUCAUCCUUCAUUUGUUUUCCUUGGUUCUGAUUGGCUGGAUGUUUAAAACAGUUUAUCUCGCACGUCCAGUUUUUUUCCUGGUACUGUCCUGGAAAUGAGCUGGAUUUUAAUCAGAAAAUUUCCAAGAUGUUUCCAGAAUGUUUCCAUGACGACUGUUUGGUCCUGAUUUUCGCGUAUGGAGACAAACAUGUUUUAAUGGUCCAUAAUGACUGCACAACAAACAUCAGCUGAUGAUUCUGACGUCUGUGUGUGUCCGUCUGGAUGAGGACCGAACUUUGUCAGCCUGUCCUGGAAGAUGUCAUGUAAAAAACACCCUGGAAAUGUCCUGGAAAUGUCCUGGAAAUGCCCUGGAAACCUGCAGAUUAAAAGUGAGGAUACACACACAAUUCUGUGAUCAAGGCUCAAAUGUGGUCUCUGUGAAGAUGAGGCGAGGUUCAGCCCGACGUUUGUCACAGCACAAGUUUCAUGGAAAUGAGUAAUUAUUAUUAUUAUAUUAGUAAGUCACAAUCACAGUCACAGUCACAAACAGAUAAACAAAGAAUCACACACGCAUGCACACACACACACAAACACACACACACACACGGUCACUCAGAUCUUUUCUGGGUCAUUUGGUUGAAACUUCAGAUAAUGACGCCAACAAUUAUUGUCAAUUACACCACAUCCUGAGUGUGUGUGUGUGUGUGUGGGGGGGGGGGGACAGGAAGUUGGGUUGCUGUUCUCAGUUAAAGGUUGAGUUUACAUGUUUUCAUCUCCAAUCAAAACUGACAGUAAAGUGUUUGUUGGUGUUUUAAUAUGUUCUCCUGUUCACCCACUGACGUGGUGGUCCUGGACCAGGACACAGACGUGGUGGUCCCGGACCAGGUCACAGUCCCGGACCAGGUCACAGAACUGGCGGUCCUGGACUGGGGCUGUUGUCCGUCAUGUUGGCCGUCCAUGUGACGAAGGGUAGAAAUACUGUCAGCCAAUCAGAAGUCACCUGAUGGAGCUGGAGGUAGAAAAGUUUCAGCUGCAAUUUGAUCAUGUUUGAUGAAUAAAACACUGAGGUGCGCUGGUUUCAUCCACCCUGACCCAGGAGGUCGUCAGUGGACGAAUCAAACACUCCCUCUGUUCAAACCUCA
Molecule: messenger RNA, 6848 nt
Organism: Scophthalmus maximus (turbot)
Lineage: Eukaryota; Metazoa; Chordata; Actinopteri; Pleuronectiformes; Scophthalmidae
Product: 4-galactosyl-N-acetylglucosaminide 3-alpha-L-fucosyltransferase 9-like
Exons: 4
Coding region: 3392-4504 (370 amino acids)
Cellular component (GO): membrane
Molecular function (GO): alpha-(1->3)-fucosyltransferase activity
Source: RefSeq, a predicted model, not a curated record